GCUGAGUAGUUGCUGCAUACAGUUCCUCAGAAGUUAGAAGAAGGCUCCAGUAUAAGAAACGCGUUUAUUUAUCACAGCUCAACCUUCAACAAACUGAAUUUCACCUCUGGAACAGUCUCCUCUGAUCUUGGCACUAACAAGUGCAAAACCCGUCAGUCAUGGUGGACCAGACGUCAUUCAACCAGAAGAACCGGGAGCGGAUACAGGCGGUGGAAAAUUCCUUCGGGGCAUCAGGCAGAUCACUGAUGGAGCCAGGACGUGUGUUGAUUGGGGAGGGGCGGUUGCUAAAGUUGUGCCGUCGUCGGCCGAAACAAAAAGUAUUUUAUCUGUUCAAUGACAUCCUGGUCUAUGGGAGUAUCGUUCUCUCUGGCAAAUGGCACCAGAAGCAGCAGAUUAUCCCACUGGAGGAGGUAGAGCAGGAGGACCUGGAGGAUGGGCUGGGUAUGGUCAACCAGUGGCUGCUCCGCUCGCCUCGCAAAUCCUUCCCAGUGGCUGCUGCCUCGCCAGAGGAGAAGCAAGCCUGGAUGGACCACAUCGAGGAGAGCCGCCGCCAACAGAUUGCCCGCCUCGGCCUGAAGUCAGAGAUGAGGGGUAGUUUCGCCGCCACCUGGAUUCCUGACAGCGCGUCCGCCAUUUGCAUGCGCUGCUCGGAGCGCUUCGGGGUCACGCAGAGGCGCCACCACUGCCGCCGCUGCGGCUUUAUCGUCUGUAACAGCUGCUCCAAGGGUCGCACCUUGCUGGAGAACAUCUCCAGUAAGCCGGUGCGCGUCUGCCAGCUGUGCAUGUCCACACUGCAGGCAGAGCAACAGGAGAACCAGGCCCAGAGCAGGUCGUGGAGCAACUGCCGCUGGAAGAAGGACUCUGUGGAGGACAACCCAUAUGUGCUCAACGAUAAUGUCUCCAGCGAUGAGGAAUGUGAGGAGCUAGCUGAGAGCAAUGCGCCUACUCAGUGGGCCAACAGCCAGGACAGCUCCUGGUCACCGUACUGCUAUUUUAACCCAGAUCAUACAAAACCAGCUAGUCUGACAGCUUGACACCACUGAGAAUGGCAAACUAGUGGAGCAAAGACUAAAAGCUAAGAAAAGCUGAUAUUGCUGAAUACUGUAGCCAUAAGCUAUUUUCAACACUAAAACUUCCUGUAGUUCAAAAUGCUGACAUUUAAGGAGAACACGUUUAUCCUUGGCAUGAUAUUGUUUUUGCAUAUUAUUUUAAGGUAAUAUAUAUUUACAGUUUUAGUCAGGACCUAUUUAAUUUUUGUGCUUCAGUCUCUCAAAAGUAAGUGUUUUGAAUUUACUGACAGUUCCCAUACAACUCUUGUAAAUAUAAAGAAAAAAACACCUGCACCUUAUGGUAUAACCAAUAAAAUUAC
This is a messenger RNA of Clupea harengus (Atlantic herring), 1369 nucleotides long. RefSeq names its product pleckstrin homology and FYVE domain containing 1 (gene plekhf1). Gene Ontology annotation, biological process: endosome organization; endosome to lysosome transport. Gene Ontology annotation, cellular component: early endosome. Lineage: Eukaryota; Metazoa; Chordata; Actinopteri; Clupeiformes; Clupeidae. Gene Ontology annotation, molecular function: metal ion binding; phosphatidylinositol binding. The record is from RefSeq and is a predicted model, not a curated record.